ACUGCAGCUAAAGCUGUGAGCUAAAGCUAACAAAACUGUACUCCUCGCCGUGAAAACUAAACUAUUUGUUUUAAUGUGUCGACAUUGGUGUUGUUGGUGAAGAGUUUGUCUUUCAAACUUCUGUUUUAAGAAAACAGGUUGACUCUCCUGGGGAACGUGAUCACUCUGUGUGUGCGUGUGUGUGAGUGAGUCAGUGAGUGAGUGAGUGAGUGUGAGUGUGUGUGUGUGUGUGUGUGUGUGUGUGUGUGUCACCUUCGCUGUGGUCCUCAGUCCUCUCCUCAGUCUCUCUGGGUGUGGAUGAUACUGGCUCUGUGCCAGUCCUCUGUAGAUGAAGAUGUCCCUGGCCCAGCGAGUGCUCCUUUCCUGGAUCUUUGCCCUAAUCUUCCUCAUCAUGCUGGUCCUCAAAUUGGACUCCAAGAUCCACUGGAAUUGGUUCCUCAUCUUCCUCCCUGUCUGGACCUUUGACACCAUCCUAAUCCUCAUGCUGAUAGUGAAGAUGGCAGGGCGCUGCAAGCCAGACUUUGACCCCAGGGAUGGCGAGCAGAGCCUAAAGAGGAGGCUGUGGUAUCUGACAGCCCUGCUGCUGAAGCUGGCCUUCUGUCUGACACUGUGCUCCCGCCUGGAGAGGUUCACCAACAUGUGGGUCAGCGUGGUGUGUGUCCCUCUGUGGGUGCUGCUGGGUGGGGCGCUGGUGGAGCUGGGACACAGUGUUUUCCACUACAGGAGGGACUGAACCGGAAAGGGACAAAUCAGGACAAAGACUUUUUAUACUGAAGCAUCUCUAGCUAUGAAUUCACCGAUCUGAUCCACUGGAUUGGUAUCAGAAAUGACACUGACCUUAUUAAGCAGACUGUGUAUCAGCCAUACAUGACUGAUCCACAUUAAACACUGUUUCUUUGUCGAUGUCAUUAUGAAAUUCACCUUUUCUGCUAUAAGCUUCAUAAGGUUGCCAACAAAGCAGGCCCCAGUGAGUUCUACACAGUGUAGGAAACAGGUUUUAAAUAUGAGAAAUGAGCAGUACAUUGUUUUGGCAUUCACAUUAUUGCCUUCUGGCUUGAUUUUGGGUAACAGUAGAAAAAGAAAUGAUGACCAGUUUUACGCUUCAUUAAAUGUUGGUUUACAUUUCACCUCUUCACUUCUAUGGAGAGAGCACACACACACUGUGUGUACACACACAUGCGGUGUCCAAUGUGGUGUCUGUGUGACACUGACACUAGCAGUGUAUUUACAGUAUGAGAUCUGCACUAGCAUGCACACCAUAUACCUGUUUGUGGAAUCACUGUUGCACAGUAUAUCACUAUUUGAGCAUUUCUGUAAUGCAGUAAGCAAUCUCACUUCUAUAUUUCUACUCAGUACCCAUCCCAGGAUGUCCCUCUGUUGACACAAUUUGAAUGUGAAUUCAGAACUUUCUUUAACUGAAUGGAUUAAAAAUGUCCUUUGCAAUGUGCAAAGACAAAUUUACAUGUUUAAAAAAAAAAAAAAAGUUACAUCCCUGUGAAUGAAAACUAUAUACAUAAUUAUCCUGAAUGAAAAGUCCAUGCUGUUCCCUAAAUCAACAGGGUUUAUCCUCUGAACUGUGGCAAUUUUAGGACAUCAGACUCACCUUGUUAAGCACAGCUCAACACUGUCAGAUUCAACUCAACAUUGUAAACUGUGCUUUGUCAUGCCUCAACAUCUGUUAAGCUUGAGCUGCACUUCAUUCUUUGGUAUUAAUUUGGCAGACACUUUUUUUCCAAUGACUUACAAUAAGUGCAACCUAUUUUCACUGUACUGUUUAGCUGUGGUUGGCCUGUUAUUAGUAAAACCUGUGCUUUACCUCUACGACAAGUCAAAAUAAUCUGAUGUGAAAGGCACAUUCCAACAUGACAUGCUACCAUGGCCAUUUUAACUUGCUUGCAGUCAGCAAGUGAACAGUGAUAUUUAGCACAUUAGUAAUCUAUAUUAGCAUCAGAUAUCUGGGAACAUCUACAGAUAUCUUGUCUUGGACUGAAGUGAUGGAGUGGUAAUCAAAGACAAGGCAAUCAAUCCUUCAGUGAUGGACCAACAUUGUCAUCUCUAAACCCAAGCUGCUGAAGUAGCUGAAAAGACAACUAUUGAAAGCUUGAUUGUAUGAAAUGCAGGAGAGACAUUAACAUCGACUAAGUCAAUAUUUUGAACCAUUUAUUGAGAGGUUCUGAUCAGAGUAUAAAUCACACUACCAAGUCUUAUCUUAGGAAAUAAAAUGUAUUUACAACAAAAUUUUCACAUACAUUGGUUUCAAAUAAAAACAGACAGUAAAUGAUAUAAAUAAGUUCUAUGGAAAAUAAAACUUGUCUUACAAAAAAUA
Molecule: messenger RNA, 2326 nt
Organism: Seriola aureovittata
Lineage: Eukaryota; Metazoa; Chordata; Actinopteri; Carangiformes; Carangidae
Gene: tmem60
Product: transmembrane protein 60
Exons: 2
Coding region: 329-733 (134 amino acids)
Source: RefSeq, a predicted model, not a curated record